Molecule: messenger RNA, 2281 nt
Organism: Python bivittatus (Burmese python)
Lineage: Eukaryota; Metazoa; Chordata; Lepidosauria; Squamata; Pythonidae
Product: N-acetyltransferase family 8 member 3-like
Molecular function (GO): N-acetyltransferase activity
Source: RefSeq, a predicted model, not a curated record
UCUGGCGACAAGGAGAUAACACUUCUGGGGGUGGAAAGGGAUCUGGCCUCGUUCCGGAAGGGCUUCGCGGCUGAGGAGAAUCCCUCCCUUCGCGCUCGGCUCUUCCCCGGACUGGCCGUUUCCUGGCUGGUUGCUCCGGCGGCGGCGGCGGGAGGAGGAGGAGGAGGAGGAGAAGGCGGCGGGGCUCAGCGUCUCUCCGGCUUCCUUCUGAGAGCAUGGCUGCCGGCGUCGAGUGGGGGUCAGAGGCGGCCAGCGCCUGGACACCUGGCGGCAGGGCAGCAGAGAUGCGACUUGGUUGCAGGGAAGUACCACAUCCGGAAGUAUGAGGACAGAGACUACGACACAGCACGCGCCUUGUUUGCUCAUGGGCUCAAGGAACACAUUCCUACUGCGAUAUGGCACCUUCUCAGAAGUCCUCAGAACUAUCUGGUGCUUCUGACUGUGUUCCUUGUGACCUACGUGAGCUCGGCUUCCUUUAUCAUCUCCCUGGUGGUCGUGUCUCUUCUCUUGGUUGUAGGCAUGGUUUAUAUGAAGGACUUCUGGGAAAGGUAUAUCCAAGAUGCUCUCGCUACAGACAUGCGAGACAUCAGGGGAACCUACCUGGACCAAAAGGACUGCUGCUUCUGGGUGGUGGAGGGUGGGAAAGAAGUGGUAGGCAUUGUGGCUGCCAUCAAUCCCGACGACCCAUCUUUGCGGGGCAGUGCCCGGGAGCUGAAGCGUAUGUCUGUGAAGAAGGAGCACAGAGGCCAAGGGCUCUCCAAGGCCCUAACCAAGACUGUUAUCCAGUUUUCCCAGGAGCGUGGCUAUAAGGAAGUUGUGUUGGCUACCUCCAUGGUGCAACACGCUGCUCAAAGGGCCUAUGAGAGCAUGGCCUUCCACAAGGUCCUGGUGGUAAAUCCCUCCUUCCUGGCUAAGCUGGUGCACUAUUACGACUACUUGUAUUGCUAUAAAAUCCCAGGAACUCACUGAGAUCCACCUCAGAAAAUAGUCCACUACCCGGAGCAGAAGCGCCUGCUUGUCGACCAAGUUCUACAUUCUGCCCUGAUGACUCAGCAGAAUUGCAGGCUCAACCUCCUCCUUGUGGGAGUUCAACCAACUGCUCUGAAGAGGCUCUGCAUGACCUGAGUUCACCCUCCCUAAGGCUGGCUUCCCAGCCUAAUUAGUGACCGUAGAAAACCUGUUAUCUGACUGUGAUAAGAAACCCUACAGCGCACCCCAACGUAGCCAGCCCUUGGAAUUGCUUACCAUCCUUUUAUGGACAGCCACAAGCUUCUCACAGAGAUAUUCUCAUUUAAGUCACAUUCUCCUUAAUCUGCCAACAGCUUGGAAGAGAGGGACACAAUGCAGCCUUUGUCGCACAUGCCAAAUCUGUGGCAGAGAGGGGAGUCCUCCCAGAGAUGUGGUGUGGAGCGGGGGGUGCUUCGUCUCAUUCGUGCCCCUCCCAGAAUGUUAGGACUACAAUUUCCAUGAUCGACUGUCAAGCUGGCUGGUGUUGAUGGGAACUAGAACCCAGCAUCACUCAAGGGGCUAUUUCGUUGGGGAAGCCUAAUUGGAGGCCAUCAACCUAUUCCAACCAGGACUAGCAGUCAGGGCUAUUUGCCAGAUGCAUCUGUUUCCAGCUGACCGUUGAAUCAAACCUGUGUACAAACGUCAAAAGACAUAAUUUUCCAAUAUGCCUCUCAGGCUACCGGGAGGUAGUCCAUGCUGAUGACUGGCAGAGCCCUGGUGUACUUGGAUGCUCCUGGGGGAAGGUGUUGUGGAGUCUGGCCUGUGCAGAAGCCUCAAAAUCGGGGCAACUGACCAGGCUGAAGAGAAUGGGGCUGGCCUGGGGGAGGAGGGGCUCUUCCCACAUGGUCCACGCUUUAUGGGCAUUCGUGGACCCUGAGCACCGCAGAACAUCCUUCCAGGGCGUGGAGUCACAGAGCUAGAAUGGAGUCUUGGGGUCUUAUAGUCCAGUCCCCUGCCCACGGCAGACUGUCCCAGGCAAAUGGCUGCCCAACCUUGAAACCCUCCAGUGAUGGAGCCCCACUGUCCAGGUGGUGGGCUGUUCUUCUGCUUAGGAGCUCUGAGUCAGGAAAUGCCUUGUUUUGAGUUUGGAUAUCCGUUUGUACAGUCUCCAGCUGCUGGUUCUUGUCCUAGCCUUGGGGGCUUUGAAGAAUAAAUCCAGAGUUUCCCUUAUGGGGGUGAAGAGCUAUUAAAUCGGUUUAUACUUGUUGUGAUGAAGGUUGGAAUGCCUUCUCUUUUUCUUUGUUAUAUUCUUUUUUUUCUUGCAUGUUUUAUU